Lolium rigidum is the source of this 327-nucleotide messenger RNA. RefSeq lists its product as uncharacterized. The transcript has a single exon. The record is from RefSeq and is a predicted model, not a curated record. The coding region runs from base 1 to 327 and encodes 108 amino acids. Lineage: Eukaryota; Viridiplantae; Streptophyta; Magnoliopsida; Poales; Poaceae.
AUGGACCGGCAACCCCAUAGAAAAAUCUACUGCUGCCUCGCCAAGCUCGACCUCCUGCGCCGCGACGACCCGGCGCCGGCGGUCGCGGCGGAGCGGUGGCGGGUCAGGAUCGCCGUCUGGUGCGUCUCCGUCGCGCUCGCCAACACCGUCGCCGCACGCGUCGCCGACGCCAUGCCCAGCGCGGGGUUCAAGAUCGCCGUCUGGGUGUUCACCACCGUCUGCAUAGCCGUCGGGUUCUACUUCUUCUUCGUCCGUGCGGGCGCCGGCCGACGGACGCAGACGGACGGCAGGGAUCUCCGGGAGGUGUCCCCGGAGCACAGGGUCUGA